CCCCCCUGGGCGGGCUGCUGGGCCCGUGCGCGGCGCGGCUGGGCUCCCCCAAGAGCCGGUUCGAGGGCCUGUGCCUCCUCUCGGUGCUGGUGAGCCGCAGCAGCACGCCCACCUUCCGCCACCACUGCCUGGCCUGGCUGCGCAGCCUCCAGCACGUCCUGCAGUCCCCGGACCCUCCCCCCACCAUGGAGCUGGCCGUCCUGGUCCUGCGAGACCUGCUCGAGUACUCCUGCCAGCUGCCCGACCUGGCAAGGGACAUCGGCACCAACCACAUCCCGGGACUCCUCACCUCCCUGCUGGCCCUCAAGCCCGAGUGCCAGAUCUCUGCCCUGGAAGGAAGCAAGGCUUGCAUGAAGUUCUAUCCACGUGCUUGUGGCUCCUUGCGAGGGAAGCUGGCAGCCUUCUUCUUGGCCUGUGUGGAUUCAGAAAUGCCUCACCUGCAGCAGCUGGCCUGCGACUGCUAUGCCCUCCUGCCCUCCCUGGGGGCCGGCUUUGCACAAGGACUCAAGUACACGGAAUGCUGGCAGCAGCAACUCCACUGCCUCUUGGCCACGCUGCACGGCCUGCUGGGAACUCUCUGUGAGGGCGCAGAGACAGAGCCUCUGCAUUACGAAGGGCCUGGGGUGGAGAUCCCUUUGCCGGCGCCAGAAGAGGGGCAGACAGACUUCCUUCUCCACCUGAACCUCCGGUUUGCAGGCUUGGCCAGGUGCCUCUGCAGGAUGCUGAGGAAUGACUUUCCAGCGCCUGUAACAGUCCCCGUGCAGGACAUCCUGGACCUUGUCUGUCGCGCUCUCAGUGUCUCCACCAAAAACAUUGGUUGGUUUGGCGAUGGUCCAUUACGGGUGUUGUUUCUGCCUUCGAUCCACCUGGAGAUCUUGGACGUGCUCUCUGCUCUCAUCCUGGCGUGCGGCCCUCGGCUGGUGCGCUUGGGGGGGGCCCUCUGCCGCCUCUUCCCGCAGGUGCUGACCACUUGGAGUGCUGGGCAACAGGACCUGCUUCUCCCUGGGCAGGAGCGCCCGUACAGCGCAGUGCGGACGCGCCUGUACCAGGUGCUGGAUCUCUGGGUACAGGUGGCUGGAGCAGCGUCUGGGGUCCUGCAGGGGCAGCGGCCACACAGCGAGGCCCUUCUGGGCCACUUGAUUGCUGACAUCAGUCCUCCGACGGAGACGCUCAAGCUGCGAGAGGGCUGCUCCGGCUCUGAUGGGAAGCCCAGCGCCCCCAAGAGACCCCGGCUGUCUGAUCUGGGGAGUCCGGGGCCCUCUGCCCACCGCAAGCACGACCCCUGGGCAAACAGUGACGUCUGCCUGGCAGCCCUGCAAGGUCUGAGCCGCAUCGUUCUCCUCAGCGGGAGUCUCCUGAAGGAGCAGGCCCACAAGAGGCUGCAAGAGCUGGUGAUCCCCCUGCUGAUUCGCCUGAGCCAGGCCGACCCCCUCCCCGGCUCCCCCUACUCCAGGGCCGGCUGCCGACAGGAACUCUACCGCCUGCUCUUGGCCUUGGUGUUGUCGCCGGCCCCCUCCUGCCCGCCACCUCUGCACUGCGCUCUCGGGCUCCUGCGGCAGGGCCGUGCAGAUGCCAGCCUCCAGGUCUCCUCUUUCUGUGCGGAGGCUCUGGUGACCUGCAACGCCCUGCUCCAUCCGCGGGUGCCGUCUCUGCAGCUCCCGCUGGCGGGGCCUUCUGGCCCACCCCCCGGCUCCUCCGAGAUCUCCUCGCCCGCCAUGGCCUCCCCCUUCCGCCCCACCCCCCCUCUCCCCUUCCCUGCCGCCCGCCUCCCCCCGCCCGCCUCCCCUUCUGCGCCCCCCUCCGUGGGCCCCCCGGCCAAUUCCCUGGGGCUGCCUCUGCCCAACCUGAGCUUGGGCCAGCUGCCCCCCCGCCUGACCCCCGAGGAGCCCACCCUCCCGGCAUCUCCUGGCACGGCAGAAGCGGCGGCCUUGGCGGCGGGAGCCAAGAUGCGGCGCCCGAUCUUCAUCCACUAUGACAAGGAGGAAGAGGAGGACGUGGAACUCUCCCUGGAGAGCGACUCCGAUGACAGUGUGGUCAUCGUGCCCAAGGGGCUGCUGGGAAAGACGGCCAAUCACAUGAGUGGGGCGGUGGUGACAGUGCCAGCCCCCGCCCCAGCCGUGCCCCUGCCCUUGCCUCCGGCAGCCCCUCCCCCGCCGGUGCCCCCCUCUUCUCCCCCUGGGCCAGCCCAGGAGGAAGCCCUGGCGGAGCCCCUCCCCCUCGGCCCCCCGCUCCCUCCCUCGGCAGCUCCGCUGGUGCUGCCCCCUUCCCCCGCCCCUCCCAUGGCAAGCGAAGCCUCCCUGCCCGCCCUGGUGGAGGAGGAGGAGGACACCCCCACCGUCAUCAACAUCAACAGCAGCGAGGAAGAUGAGGAAGACGAGGAGGAGGAAGACGACGAGGAAGAUUUCCCCGAGGACGAGGAGUAUUUUGACGAGGAGGAAGAGGAAGAAGAAUUUGACGAGGAGGAGGAAGAGGAAGAGUUUGAAGGGGAGCUGGAUGAGGAGGAGGAGGAGGGAGAGCUGGAUGAGGAAGAGCUGGAGGAGCUGGGCGAAGAGGAGGAGGAGGAGUUCGAUGAGGAGGAAGAGGAAGGGAUGACAGAAGACGAAAAGGAGGAGGAGGAAGAGGAGGAAGGCCUGACAGAAGAGGAAGAGGAUGGGCUGCCACCCCCCUUGCCCCCCCGGAGUGAGGAGCAGCCUCCUGAGCUGCUGCCUGGGAAGGAGGCGCCCCCCAAGCUGGUGGGGGAGGAAGAGGAAGGGGCGGGGCUUCUCAUGGAGGUGGAGGAGGAGGAGGCCUUCCACCCCCCGGAGGAGGAGGAGGACCUCCUGAUGAUGAAGGCAGAGGAGCCUGCCUCCUCGCCCCCUGCCAAAGUCCUGCCAGGGCCACCCCUCCUGCUUCCGGGCCCCUCGGCCCCUCCGCUGCCCUCCAGACCGGACGCUGCCCCUGAGGGCCAGGAGGAGAAGCCCCGUGGGGAGCUGGAGGGUCCUCCGGGUGGGGCAGCCCCUGCAACUGCUUCUCCUGGGGCCCCCCCAGUGGAGGAAGAGGAGAAGAAGGCCGUGCCCCCUGGAGGCCACCUCGCAGAGGUUGGGGAGCCAUCCUCGGAGAAGCCCCCCCCACCGCCGGAGGAGGAGGUUGUGGAGGUGAAGGAGGAGGCAACGCCACCCGAUGAGACAGAAGCCAUGUUGGCAGACUUCGUGGACUGCCCCCCGGAUGAGGAGAAGGGGCCGGAGGAGGAGGCCACCUCCUGACCCCCAGGAGAGAAGGAGCGGCGUCAUGGGGGGGGGGAGGGGCUGGGUCGUGUGUUUUGUAUGAAUGGAAAAGUCCAAUAAACUUUCUGGGUUUGA
Molecule: messenger RNA, 3338 nt
Organism: Heteronotia binoei (common prickly gecko)
Lineage: Eukaryota; Metazoa; Chordata; Lepidosauria; Squamata; Gekkonidae
Gene: PELP1
Product: proline, glutamate and leucine rich protein 1
Exons: 17
Coding region: 186-3242 (1018 amino acids)
Biological process (GO): rRNA processing
Cellular component (GO): nucleus
Source: RefSeq, a predicted model, not a curated record